AUGAUGUUUCUUUUCUACGUGAAUCUCGCUACUAUUUUAUGUUUUUUUACAUCAAUUAGCAAUGGAAAUAUUCAACAAACUGUAUUACGUGGUGUUCAAACUUCACUUCUUUCAAUGUAUAUACCAUCAAAACCAUUUACUUGUCUUGAUGGUUCAUUAACAAUUCCAUUUGAAUUUGUUAAUGAUGAUUAUUGUGAUUGUCAAGAUGGUAGCGAUGAACCAGGAACAUCAGCUUGUCCAAAUGGACAAUUUUUUUGUGAAAAUAAAGGUUAUUUUGGUACAUUAAUACCAUCACAUUUUGUUGGUGAUGGUGUAUGUGAUUGUUGUGAUGGAUCUGAUGAAUAUGAAACAAUAAUUGUUUGCAAUAAUACUUGCUUUGCAUCACACAGUUCUUCUCAUUCAUUAAUAUUAAAUUUAACAAACAAUUUAAUUUUUUAUCAAACAAUAUUUAAUCCAGUAUUUUCAAAUAAAAAUAAAAAAACUGAAAAAUUAAAAAAUUCUAAACAUCAAUCAUCAAAAGUUAUAUAUAAUGCUACUAAGACAUAUAGUCAACAUGGUUUAUUAAUUGAUAAAUAUUUGGAUAAAACAAUUAAUGAUGAAAAUUAUACAAAUGAUUAUUUAUUUUCAAAAAAAUAUUCUAUUCAAUUUUUAUGUAUAUUUUGUUUUAUUAAUUUAAUAGAAUUAAUUCUUCCUUUUUUAUUUAGUGAGUUAGCUCAAAAAUUUCAAGCUAGUCGUGACGCACAACGUGCAUUACAUGCAGCAGGUGUAGAAAAAAAGAAACAAAUUCUUGCAAGUACAACAACUAAUAAAUUUGGACGACAGUUUUCUCAGAAACAUCUUGAUGAACUUGAACAAGAUUUAAAAAUUCUUGAGAAAGAAUUAAAAGAAAAAGAAGAAUUAAAACGACAAGUUGAAAUACUAGAAAAUGCAGCAAAAGAAAAACAUAAGAAAUUAUGUGAAGAAAAACGUACUAUGCAAGACGUUAGUUUACGUAAUAAUCAAAUGCAUGAAAUGUUUGCUGAUUUAGAUACAAAUGGAGAUUCAUUAAUAUCCAUUGAUGAAUUACAAAAACAUACAGAACUUGAUACAAAUCAACAGAAUGAAUUUACAAUUGAAGAAGUUCGAUCAAUACUUGGUUCUGAUUCAGUUAAUUUAAAUGAAUUUAAUACAACUAUAUUUGAUCAAAUAUCAAAUUCAUAUCGACAAUUACCUGAACCAACUAGACCAACACCUGAGCCAACACCACUUCCUGAACCAUCAAUAGAUUCAAUGACAACUCAAUCACCAUCAUUAGAAACAUUUAUUGAUGAAGAAGAUUUAACAACACACACACGAUCUUCAUAUAAAUAUGAAGAUGAAGAUGAUUAUGAAGAAGAUCAUCAUCGUGAAUCAAAAACACUAGCAACAUCAAUUGAACAUGAAAAACAUAUUCAUGAUAGUGUAGCUCCAGAAUAUGAUGAUGAAACAAAAAAAUUAAUGGAAAUAGCUGAAGAAGCUCGAAAUCGAUAUCAUGAAAUCGGAGAAAAAUUUCUUUCUAUUAAACAUCAAAUUGAAGAUUUAAAAAAACAAUCAACUGUUGAUGCUGGACCACAUGAUGAAUAUUCACCAAUAAUUGAUCAAUGUUUUGAUUAUGAAGAACGAGAAUAUACAUAUAGAAUAUGUAUGUUUAAAACUGCUAAACAAAUAUCAAAAGGUGGUGGUAGUGAAGUUAUUAUAGGUUAUUGGGAUUCAUGGUGUGGACCAAAAGAUAAUAAAUAUUUAAAAAUGAAAUAUUCUAAUGGUGCUACUUGUUGGAAUGGUCCACCUCGAUCAUUAAUAGUUACAUUACAAUGUGGAAUUGAACAAAAACUUACUGAUGUACGAGAACCAAGUCGGUGUGAAUAUACUAUAAUAUUUGAAACACCAUUAGCAUGUGAUGAAAAUAUUGCUACAACAUCUUUACAUUCGGAUCAUGUAGAAUUUUAA
This is a messenger RNA of Rotaria sordida, 1965 nucleotides long. The record is from the annotation of a GenBank genome assembly. NCBI's taxonomy places the organism in Eukaryota, Metazoa, Rotifera, Eurotatoria, Philodinida, Philodinidae.